AUGACCAUAAACGGCACCGCCAGCGCGGGAGAGCGUCAUGGACUACUAUCUGCGGACUGGGCGGACUGGGCCGAACUGGGAGCCAAGCCAGGCACGAAGUACCUGCUGCUGGCUCUCGCGAGCUGGUUCCUUUACCGCACCCUGUUCUUCGUCAAGAGCCGGCCCAUGCUUCCCAUCACAAUGCCGCUCGACAUCAUUCUCACCACCGUAAACCUCUUCCGGCGAUAUGGCGGCCCUCUGUACGGAUUCACCGGCAAGCAUCAGGUCAUAUACGACCCCAGCAUCAGCGGGCCGCUCUUGACCAACGGCCAGCCCAACCAUUCCCUCGAGUCCAGGACGGUCAUGUGGAGUCUUUUCAUGCGCGUCGGAGGGACUGGCAAAAAAGAAGGCGAGGCGCUGCACACGAAGUGGCAGGCCUCGUACAAGGACCUGCUGCUUGUUCUUGAGCGCACCUUUCUCAACGAGCACGGCGCGGCAAACACGUUGACGGCAGGGAACAUCCCGCAGAGGAUAGCCAACCUGGUGUCGUACGUCGACGGGAGUGACAAGACGGCGCUCAGAGGCUGGGAGCGCACCGCGGACGUCAAGGUCAUCCGGCCCGACACCCCGGACCAGCCGGGCAUCGUGGAGCUCGACUUGAUGAACCUGCUCCGAGACUUUGGAGCCCACCUUGCCAUUUCGCUCCUCUUCGGCGAGCAGUGGCUGGCAAAGUACCCGGAGUGCAUCGAGGAUCUCUGGAAGUUUGAGGAGCAGGUCCUCUUCCUGAGCCUGGGCCUGCCGAGAUGGAUUCCGCUGCGGUCCUUUCAAGAGGGCGACUUCGCCCGCAACCGCAUCACGGAGCGCGUGGGCGACCUGUUCCGGCGCAUAUCAGACUACCAGGACGGGGCCAUCGGCGGCGACGACCUGAGCGACGUCCCGGCCGUCUCGUUCGGACGCAGCGAGGUGUUCCGCAAGCACGACGUCAGCCACUACCACCGCGCCGUCAUCGAGACGAGCCUGCUGCUGGGCCAGAACAGCAACACGCAGCGCGCCACGUCGUGGCUCAUCAUCUUCAUCUGCUGCACCCCGGGCCUGCUCGAGCAGCUCCGCCGGGAGGUGGCCCCGUACGUCGUGGUCGAGCGCGACGCGGCCACGGCCCGCCACGAGAUCAAGACGUUCGACCACGUCUCCAUCCACAACAAGUGCCCGCUGCUCAAGGCGGCCUUUUACGAGACGUUCCGCCUCACGAACGAGACGGCCUCGGUGCGCCACGUGUCCAAAGCCGUCGAGGUCCCCAUGUCCUCCACGGGGGAGGGCCCGGACAAGUCGUCCAAGACGACGCACACCCUGCCGCAGGGGAGCUGGGUGACGAUCCUCCACCAUCUCGUCCAGCACGACCCGGCCAUCUUCCCGGACCCCAAGAAGUUCGUGCCGGACCGGUUCCUGCAGACCGACCCCAGCACGGGGGCCAAGGUUGCGCGGCCGGGCUGCAUGAAGCCGUGGGGGAUCGGCUCCGGCAUGUGCCGCGGCCGGACCUACGCGGAGAAGCAGGUCCUGGCCAUCGCGGCGGCCUUCAUCACUCUCUACGAGGUCCAACCCGAGGGCGGCAAGGAGGGUGGGCUGACGGUGCCCCAGGGCUUGCCGGGCACGGGGACGAAAGUGCCCAAGGGGGGCAUCCGGGUGAGACUGAGGAGGCGGGAGUUUGAUUGA
Colletotrichum higginsianum IMI 349063 is the source of this 1689-nucleotide messenger RNA. RefSeq names its product Prostacyclin synthase. The coding region runs from base 1 to 1689 and encodes 562 amino acids. The record is from RefSeq and is a predicted model, not a curated record. Gene Ontology annotation, molecular function: heme binding; iron ion binding; oxidoreductase activity, acting on paired donors, with incorporation or reduction of molecular oxygen. NCBI's taxonomy places the organism in Eukaryota, Fungi, Ascomycota, Sordariomycetes, Glomerellales, Glomerellaceae. The transcript is spliced from 2 exons.